This is a messenger RNA of Diatraea saccharalis (sugarcane borer), 1380 nucleotides long. The record is from the annotation of a GenBank genome assembly. NCBI's taxonomy places the organism in Eukaryota, Metazoa, Arthropoda, Insecta, Lepidoptera, Crambidae.
AUGGGUAAUUUAAAAGUAAACCUAAAUUCACCUAAGCAUAAAAAGAAAAAAUGUAUUUGCAACACAGUUCAUUUGCUCCAGCAAAUUACUGGUGUUCCAGAGAGUUUAACGAAAUCAGAAAUCAACCAAACCAGACUUGGGCUGUUCACCGAAAGAAAUUCUGAUGGUUCCGGCAAAUUGGUUUUACGCGGCAAAGAUUUGUAUGACAGGUAUAAACUGAGAAUACAAGAUAGCGAUAUCAGAUCUAUAUAUCUUUAUGUUAGAGAAUUGCCCAGAAGGAUCACUGUGCUGGAUUUAUGCUACAACGAAAUAACAGAUACGGGAUUCUACAAGCUGGUUAAAAAGCUUCUAAUUAAAGGCCGAUCGGCCAUUAUUAAUUUAAAUAUAAUGAAUAAUAAUUUAACAGAGAAGUCCGCUUAUAUACUGGCACAAUACGCGAAGUUUGUCAGAUUGAAAUACUUGAGAUUGAACGGUAAUGAUUUGGGGACGAAAGGAGGUGAAUAUAUCGCUAAAUUCCUCAUCGAUAAUACCACCGUCGAGCACUGCGAUAUAGGACAGAGCGGGCAAACUUUGACCAGCGUCGCUCAAAUAAUUACAGCGUUGAGAAUAGAUCACGGCGCUAACAGAACGUUGAGAGUUUUUGAUUUUAGUAGAAUUGACCCCCUUUUUAACCGUUACAAUUACGAAACAAAAUGGCUGGCGUAUCACAUAGAAUACCUAUUAGAAAGGAACAACACUAUAAUCGAAUUGCAUUUGCAGAAGAACGAUUUUAUCAGUCACGAUAUGGAAUAUUUUGCGAGAGGCUUGAGGAGGAACGAUACUCUUUUGUAUCUCGACUUGUCCUACAAUAGGAUAGGAGACUACGGCGUGGAAUUACUGGCGAAAUAUUUAGCGGAAGGGCCGCAGUUGAUUUUUUUGAACGUCGCUGGCAACGAAAUUAAGGAUACGGGAGCCAGAGCUGUCAGUUUUGGAAUGCCUUACUCUAAAUUACGUGCAUUAGAUAUUUCAAAUAAUAAGCUCACUGAUAGGGGUGUACUAGACCUUCUGAACACGAUUAAAAAGCCAUACAUUUUACGUUUUUUGAAUAUAUGGGGUAAUCGAUUCGGACAUGUAACUUGUGGAGUUAUUAAAAGAAUGCUAACGAGUGGCAUUUUAUAUCAACAUUCAAUUGAUGUUAAAAUUUAUGAAGUAGAUGAGGUUUUAUAUGCCGCUUACUAUCCUAAUCCGUCUGAUAGGAGUAAACAUUUUUAUUAUUGCGAAUUAGAUUAUGGUUUUGCUCAGCCUAUUUAUCAUAUAAAACGAAAUGUUAUACCAGAAAAAAAUGAAGACAGACUAAUCGCAAAGGCAUUUAGUUCUAUAAUAAAUAGAAAUAAAUAUUGA